Molecule: messenger RNA, 2931 nt
Organism: Acanthoscelides obtectus
Lineage: Eukaryota; Metazoa; Arthropoda; Insecta; Coleoptera; Chrysomelidae
Source: the annotation of a GenBank genome assembly
UGUUAAUCCUGCUCCAUAGAACAUACUAAACUAUAGGUAAUGUAUAAAAAUGGAGAGUUAUCUUGUUUUUACAGUGAAGAGACGGGUAAAAAUAUGCACGCUAUCCAUAUCAACCCAAAUGAUAAUCACUCUCCGCGUGACGUCAUGCGCGCCGGCGGACGAAAAUCGAACAGCGGAGCAUACGGCUCACAUUCCAAUAUUAACAAGAAGUUUUUUUUUCAAUUUGACAACUGUCAAUUGUGUUGUGUUCUGUGCUGUGAUGACAUAACCUUAACCGUACUUUUAACUUUUAGUAAAAUCACCUAAAUAUUCAUGUUUCAAAAAUCAUGAAAAACGUAGAUAACAAAUUAAUGUGUUCUGUAUACUAAAAAAAUUAAGCUUCAUGUAGCUCAAAUAAGAUCAAAACAUGGAUACCAAUACAGAAGACAUUGGUCUUUCUACUGCUGAUGCAUUAAAAAUACUUCAUUUAGAAAUAAACACUGUUUUACUUCAUUACGAGCGAUCUCAAAAUAAAAGCAAAGCAAAUUUAUGGAUCAAAGAUGCAUUAUGUAUUAAAAGCCAACACACAACAUUGAAUGUAAUCUCUCUACUCUUUGGCAUUUGUGCAGUGGUAUCACUUAUUUGUGCUCAUCUGCUAGAUAUAGAUAAUAUUUCAGGCUAUGAAGCUAUACAUAUUUCACUAUUACUUAUCUCAGAUGUAUCUCUUGAAAUAUAUGAUAACAAACUGAGGCAUAAUGAGAUAUUAAAUAGAGUAACAUCAAUCUUAGAAAGGUUGCUAUCUGAGCUUCCAAAUAUCAAAUGGAAUUCUGAGAAUUAUCCUGAUCUCUGUGCUCCUUUUUCACCAUGUAUCACCUCACAGUGGGCUUAUCGGGAUAAUAAGUUGGUCAAUGUGCCAUGGGCUUUGUUAGUGAAGGGAGAUGUUAUCUUGAUGAGACCAGGUCAACCCAGUCCUGGUUAUUGUGAAGCAAUAGACAAACACUCGGAACAUCCAUUGCUGCAUGCCAAAGAAAUUUACGCUCCUCAAAUACACAGUGCAAAUGAGAUAUUCAACACUCCAAAGUCUCGAAAACCAGUGGAACCAAAACCGUACAGACUUCUAGAAACCCCUUAUUUGAAUAAUCUCAGAAUAUACAUGGAACAGUCUUUGGAUAGACCAAUCACUCUACUCAAUCAGCAGAGACAUCUAGUCAUGAUCAGGCUUAUAGAAAGGGUGAUCUUACCAGUCACAUUUGUAUUGAUUAUUUCAAUGAAUCUAUUCAGGUUUUUCUAUUUUCAAAAAUAUAUUGGGAAUUAUUUGUUGUCAAACAUGUUGUUCAUUGUACCUGCAAAUAUUAUACUGCCAUUGCUGCCAUUGGUUUUUCCAUUGUUCUGGAAUAUAACCAACUACAUUGGAAUCGCAAGAUUCAAAACAAUAUUUGAUGCUACUACAAGAUGUGAAGCAAAGGAAAAUUUAUUAGAAGAGGAUGGUGAUAAUACUACGAUAGACCAAAUUGAGCUUAGAAUAAGUGAAAGAGAAAUCUGGAAGAACUUUUUAGAUAUAAUCAAAGGCAAACCAGAGAUUCUAAUAAGAUCCACUAAUAUUCUACAUGUACUUGGAUCAGUAACUGCUUUAGGAUGUGUCGAUAAGAAAGGACUUCUAUCGUGGCCAAAUCCAACAGCUGAAAAAGUAUUUUUUCUGCAUAAUCAGGAAAAUGAAUCAUCAUCUUCAAGCUCGGCAUCUGAAGAUGACGGAUCUCCUCCAUACGACUGUUAUGUCUCGCCUUCAAGAAAUACCGAAAGUCCUGGAGGUGGAGCCAUUGUCGAAGUCCUUGAUCUAACCCAUGAUCAUGCUGAUCCGUUCAAAUUACGUUUUGAUGAUCACGAUUGGUCGCGGUAUUUACCUUCGCUCAAGCCACUUGGACUUGCCAUACUUCUUAAUACUUGCAAUGUAGAAACUCAGGAAAAAUACGCUGCUUUCUGCUCACAUAUAACAUGUGAAGCCAUCUUCAACGAAAACUUGGUUCCAGUCACUAAUAGGAGAUGUUUAUGUGAAGUAGCUAAAGAAAUCGGAUUUGUGGAUCAAGCUCAGAAAAUAUUUGCAUUGGAAAGUCAACUAUGUACUUUCAGACAUUUGCAACCAGAUAUGGUUAAGCGCGACAACAAAUAUGUUCGCUCACUGCAGAUGUCGACCAAGUUGAAGUUUCCAUUUCCCCAUAUGUUUGCUGUGAUAGUUAGGGAGCUGUCAACUGGUAAUAGUCAGCUACUUUCUGAGGGCACAGCUGAUAUUAUCUUAGAUUCUUGUAUUGAUUAUUGGGACGGAUAUGAUCUAGUCCCAUUGACAUAUGGUGACCGAAAGAAAAUACAAGAUUUCUAUCAGCGAAGCAGUUUGACAGCUUAUUGUACAGCUUUUGCAUACAGGCCUCUUUCAAAAACUAUCAGUACUAGUUUGAGUGACCUCUACCUAGAACUGCCAAGCGACUCCAGACAUUUAUACCAGAGCCUCAGAAGCCCUACCCCGGCUCACUGGGAUUGUGUUCUCGAACCGAAAAUCAAGACGACUCAGUUUUAUAGUACAGACUCUCUGUUAUAUAAUGAUUAUUCCACAGGAAAUAUGACAGAUGCUGAGAGUUGUUUUCAGAUGCAGUGCAAUCAGAUUUUCAUUGGUAUGGUUACUAUGCAGUAUCAAGUAUUGACUGAUAUGUCGGUAACGCGUGAGUGAAUAGUGGUGUUUGUUGCGUGGCUCAAACGAAAUAAAAAAUGGCACAUGUUUACGAAAAUGCUGAACUUGUGGACAUGAUUCUUAUUUAAUCGAGUGCAACCAACCCCUCGUGCCUUUGUUAAUGUAGUACAAAGGGCUCGUGAAUCAGGUGACUUAAGACCUCACAGGGGAGGGCAUGCCGGUGCUCCAAGACUGCACGAACAAAUACAGGUCCGCACUGAAAUACUUGUCGG